Molecule: messenger RNA, 222 nt
Organism: Lachancea nothofagi CBS 11611
Lineage: Eukaryota; Fungi; Ascomycota; Saccharomycetes; Saccharomycetales; Saccharomycetaceae
Source: the annotation of a GenBank genome assembly
AUGAAUUCACUAAGGUUAAUAGCAAGGUUACUAUCCACUAUCCUUGUGAUAAACUUGAUACUUCAUCUUGUUAAAAGGCCUUUUUUACCUUGGUUGUAUCAUUGGCUCUUAACUUGUCCACCUAGAGCUGAAAGAUGUGAGCUUUUAUGGCAAAAAUCGCCACUAAUAGAGAGACUGGUUUGGAGAAUCCUUGAAUGUAUCGAGAAUCAUCAUGUAGUUUGA